AUGGAUAAACAGUCCACAGUGGUGUUUCGAAAUGUGGGGCAACUGUACUUCCCCCAGAGCAGAGUGGAUUGCCACUACAGUCUUACCUCUGACCACCAGUGGAGCAGUGGUGACUGGAUAGGGAUUUUUGAGAUGAGCUGUUCCUCACUGAAACAGUACUACACAUAUACAUGGGCUGUUGUUCCUGAAGGCUACACUCAGGGUACCAGUGUCAACUGCUGUGCACUUUUCCAGGCAUCCUACCUGCCCCGUCCCAGUGCUCUGGAGUAUCAGUUUAUCUAUGUGGAUUCGAUUGGAGAGGUGUGUGCCCGUAGUCGCUCCUUCACUUUCCGUACUCCCAGGCCGCUGGAGGAGCUGGAGACUCUGAGAGAGGAACAAGAUGAAGAGGAUGGAGAGGAGGAGCUGGUCCUCGUCAUCCCCAGGGCUCAGCUGUUGCAGAGUCAGCUGGAGGAGUGCUUAAAAAAACAAGCCAAUAUACAGCAGGCUCUGGAUGAGGCAAAAGAGGAGACACAGCACGAGAAAAGGAACAGUCACCAAGCAAGGGUGGAGUGGGAGUGUGAAAGAGAAGCAAUGAAGGAGGAGCUCUCAGAGCUUAGAGACAACUUGAGACUUAACUGUGAGAUGUUGAAGAAGAUGGAGGGAAAACACAAGAAUGUGAAAUAUAGUCAGGACAAUCUGACAUAUGAACUGAGUAAACUCAUGGAUGAAAAAGCUGAGAGCCAGCAGCGAAUUAAAGAUCUGGAGGAGGACAUCAAGGUCCUGAACGACAUGAAGAAAGAGGAAAACGGCGACCUGCAAAGUCUGAAGGAGAGAGUGAAGAAAAUGUCCAGUCAAAUGAGACAUGAUGAGGAAAAGAAAAAGCGCCUGCAGGUGGAGAACCAGGCUGCCCUGGCGGAGGUACGAGGGCUGCAGGAGCGUCUGGAUGCUAGUGAGCAUGCAGCCGAGGGCCUGCGUAGGGAGCUGAGAGAGCUGGGCACCCGUCAGGGCCAUACCAACACUGAGUUGCAUCAAGCCCGGCUGCAAGUUGCGCAGCUAACCCUGCUGCUGUCUGAGGAGAACCUGGUCCUCAGGGAGGAGCGUGCCAACUGGGCUCUAGAGAGAGAGGCUUACAAACUUGCAGCAGAAACAGAUACGAAGAAAUUACAAGAACUGAGCUAUGAGGUGCAGAGGAAGGAGGAGUGGCUCCAGGAGGAGAGGAUGGAGAGGGAGAAACUAGAAGUAAAGCUUGGACAAGAGAGAGAUUGCAAUCAAGUGCUGCUGGGUGACACUAAGCAAGAGCUACAGGAGCUGAAGGCCAGUGUGAGGAAAGCCCAGAAAGAGAGAGAGGAGCAGGAGGCCGACAAACAGGAUGUGACGAGACAGCGCUGUGAGCCCAAAGCUGGUGAAGAGAAGCUGCUGAUGCUACCAGAACUCAUGGAACCCGUCCUGAGUGAGCUGGCCGACUCCCCCAUGUGGUAA
This is a messenger RNA of Anoplopoma fimbria (sablefish), 1458 nucleotides long. RefSeq names its product calcium-binding and coiled-coil domain-containing protein 1-like. The record is from RefSeq and is a predicted model, not a curated record. NCBI's taxonomy places the organism in Eukaryota, Metazoa, Chordata, Actinopteri, Perciformes, Anoplopomatidae. Bases 1 to 1458 code for a protein of 485 amino acids. The transcript has 11 exons.